This is a messenger RNA of Dermacentor andersoni, 5648 nucleotides long. RefSeq names its product neprilysin-1-like. Gene Ontology annotation, molecular function: metalloendopeptidase activity. The record is from RefSeq and is a predicted model, not a curated record. Gene Ontology annotation, cellular component: plasma membrane. Gene Ontology annotation, biological process: protein processing. NCBI's taxonomy places the organism in Eukaryota, Metazoa, Arthropoda, Arachnida, Ixodida, Ixodidae.
UUAGUGAGACUUGUUCGUUUUUCUCGUUGGCGCAGUUGCAGGUAGAAGAGCGCUUCAAAUUUGCUUUUCUAUGUGUGUUCACGGGCGAAUCCCUUAAUUUUAACGCUCUUUCAAGUUAGAUUAUAAUUUUGUAGCCAAAUUUAUUAUACAACUUUUCGAUAACUGAGGGAGGACCUGAGAUAGUCAGCAUGAAAGUGAAAAUUCUUGUUCUCUUUUUCAUCACGAAUGCUGGCACCGGAAUGUCAGCUCCAACUGUUUGCAGGACACCUGCCUGCGCAAGGAAAGGAGCUGCCAUCAAAGAUAACAUGGACACCAGCGCCGACCCGUGCGACAACUUCUUCCAAUUCGCCUGCGGCGGGUGGACGUCGAGGCAGGAAGUGCCCGAGUACAGCGCAGUGUACGGCCAGUUUCAAGCGCUGGACCAAGCGGUGAAGUACAACAUUUCAAGUGCUCUGUCAGUACCCUACGAGAAUGCCAGCCGGAUCGAAAAUUUCUUAUAUAAAGCUCACUCCUCCUGCAUGCUAGGUGGUAACGAGGUGGACAGGGACGACGAGGAGGCUUGGAACGAUAUCAUGCACACCAUCGGCGUCGAGGAAUGGCCCGACGGUCCGGGAGACGUAAUCAUCCCGCAGUGGAGUCGGCUCCUCGGCGACCUGAUGGUCACCUUCAACCACAAGCCCGUUGUAUACGUCGACGUGAGGCGGAACCUCGACACGAACAAGAACAUAAUACACGUGCGGUCGGGCUCGCUGCCUGUGAAACGAGAAUACCUGCACACGACUCACUACAAGGAAUACAUACGCGAGGUCGUAAAACGGAUCAACACGACCUCCUUGAACGCCACGCAGCUCGUUUCCACUAUUGAUCAGAUGGUGAACUUUGAAAUGACGUUGGCUGAGAUAUUUUCCAAAGGGAGCAACGAAUCUGAUUCAAGCAUUACCAGCGUUGGUGAGCUCGAGGGUGACGCCGAUUUGAGACGAUCUAUGGUUAACAUCUACCAGAUAUUCAAUAACACAUUCAGCGCGGCCAACGUUGUCGUGGACCACAACGAUGCGGUGUUCUUGUCCGAACCAGGCAAGGUACGACUACUUCUCAAGGCCUGCGGAGAAUGGGAAAAGCACAUCGUCUCUAAUGUCCUCGUCUGGCACGCAUUGCAAACGGUGGGAGUCGAAGUGAUACCCAGCGUCCGCGAGCUGAACACCGCCUUCAAGAACAAAGUUCGGAACGUGACGCAGACCAGCCUGCCACAGACCCUGCAGUGCAACGCCGCCCUGGCCAAAGUGGCGCCGGCGGCGUACAGCCGCUUCUACGUCGACAAGUUCUUUGACAAGACGGGCGUGCCCAUCGUACAGGAAAUGGUAAAGUUUCAGCAGAGCAUAUUUCGCAAAGAACUGCAAAGCAGCGACUGGAUGGACGGCGAAACGAAAGCGGCAGCUUUGUCGAAACUUGCCAAGAUGUCCGCUGUGGUUGGCUAUCCCCAGUGGAUAACGAACGAAUUGAAGCUUGCUCUGGAGGCACCAAACCGCGAUGACAUCGGUGGAGAGCGGUUCGCGUACUACUACGUUGCAUUUGCGCGGCGAAUCAAGGUCAACAGGCUGCUCUCCUUGCGUCUUGAGCAGGACCCGGCAGAGGGCGAGGCAUUCAACGCUGCCAUGGUGAACGCCUAUUGCAAGUGGACGGAAAACAAAAUCUAUAUCCCGGCAGGCAUUAUGCAACAGCCCUUCUUUGAUGCCGGACUGCCCAAGUACAUAAAUUAUGCCAUCCUCGGGUACAUAGUCUUUCACGAAAUUACACAUGGAUUCGACAGCCAUGGAAGGCUGUACGACGAGAAGGGCAGAAGACAGGAUUGGUGGACCGCGAAGACAGCGCAAGUAUUCCACGACAAAGCCCAGUGCUUCGUGAACCAGUACGGGAACAUCACAGACGCCGAAACUCAGAUGAAGCUGCCAUCUUCCCGCACGCUGGGCGAAGACAUCUCCGACAACGCGUCCGGUCGUCAAAGUUAUUUGGCGUUCCAAGCGCUGAUGCAGCAGGAAAAGGAUUCAAUGCAAUUGCUUCCCGGUCUUGAGUCCUACACAUUCGAGCAACUCCACUUCAUCGGUGCUGCCCAGCCGUGGUGCAAGAAGUAUGACCUGGCUAAGAAGAAAUUCGUAAUUGAAGAGGACGUUCACUCCAUCUCUGAGCAGAGGGUCAACGUGGCCUUGGGAAACACGCCGCAGUUUGCAGCCGCCUUCAAGUGCCCGCCAGAGAGCAAGAUGAACUUCGCGAAGACGUGCAGGUUAUGGUGAAAGGAACGCCCCUCCACUGUACGUGUCUGCCUGACCGUCACGUGCGAAGACCAUAUCUGCGGCCGCGUCGUCUAUCCGCGGUCUGCAAAGUGGUGGCCGCCAAAAAAGUCAACGCGUACAAUAAAUAUCACUCUCAUAAAUGCUCUUUCCAGUUCGCCUGUGACAAGGAGUAUAACACAGUGUGCAUGUCAUGACCUAUCAUUUAUGUUCGUCAUGCACUCUUGUCAUGCUAUGCCAAUUUUGGUACAUGCCAAAUUAACGAAACGACCAUGAGAGCACCAAGGCGUAGGCGGCUAGAUAGAUACUGUCAAAGGUCGCAAAUGUUCGCCAAGAAAGGCUUCGCAUUUAAAAAUGCUCGUGUUUUACACGCCAUAACCAGUCUGAUUACGAAGCUUACCUCGUAUAGUUGUCUACUAACUUUCUAUCCCCCUCCCCACGUGUAGGGUAGCAAACUGGACUUAACCUACCUGCCUUUCCUUCUUUCCUUCUCUCUCUUUCUCUCUCUCUCUCUCUCUCCUAUCGCAAUCAAUGCUUCGACUUCCGGGCAAAACUGCGACUUUUUAUUGCGAUAGCGAUACGCGUCCACUCCAGGUGCAUAUCUGCCGUCAUGCACCGUCGCUGUGAUGUUCCGUAUAAAGUUCAAGGGAGAUAACAUCGUCGCCGCGCGCCGUAUGCUGUAUGUGCGAGUGAAAGCGCGCAAAGGUGAGCCGACGACGGCGGCUCAAUCUCGCACGCGGAAACAAAGAAACCGGGUAGGAAACGCGCCGACUUCCAUAGCGUGCAACGCACCGGAGGGAGGGAGGGGCGCGUUCCACUUCGGCGGCUGCUGCGUAUGGCGCUAUCUUGAAAGCGAUCUGCGAUGAGGAGAGAGUGCGCCGAGUGCUGAUAGCUGCCUGUGCACCAUGCUUUCUCCGCUUAAUUCGCGUUAAACCAAGAAGACGCACGAAGGUCACUUCGCUCACUGCUGCUCCCGCGGUUCCUCGUCUUUUCCGCGCCCACCACGUGAAACAUAUCGCAAAACUAUCUGCCUAUACGAUAAAGGAAACUUCGAAGCCAUUAAUGAUGAACUGACUGCCUUUCUACCAAACUUUCAAUCUAGAUUUUACGAGCCAACCACUCACACUAAUUGAACGCUGUUUAAAAGUAAAAUUAUUGAAUUAGCAGACAAACAUAUACCGAAAAUUACCUUCCGUCCAAACCAAGAAAACCAAGAAAAAAAAAACACUUUUUAGAUCUGCCAAGCAAAGUAUACGAAUGCUUACACAUGGGAAAAGUAUUAUUCUGCCGAAAAAAUGUAAUUAUCUGCUGUUCGCAGCACCAAGCAUGCUUUUUUUAACAUCACUUACCGAAAAUACUCGGAGAAAACCCAAGCGAUUCUGGGAAGUAAUAAACCCCCCUCAAGCUUGCUCCAUAACUCUUGCUGACGGUUCUGGAGAUAUAAUGACUGAUACCAUUUGUGCCAUUUCGUUCAACAAUGCCUUCGCCUCAGUUUUUACUAAAUAUACUAGUUCUCCUCUACCAGUAAUGUCUAGUAACAUAGUAUCUGUAAUGCCGGCCAUUACGUUCUCCUUAGAUGGUAUCUCCAAUGUAAUUGAUAACCUGAAACUCUAUUCAUCCACCGGUAUCGAUGGUAUUAACUCGAAACUGUUAAAAAAUACUAAGUAUAUCUCAACUGCUGUUUUGUGUCUCUUAUGUUCUCAGUCACUUUCAGCAGCCUGCAUUCCUUAUCACUGGAAAGUAUGAAAGGUCAUUCCUUUCUACAAGGGAGGCAACAGAGAUAACCCACUAAAUUAUCGCCCCAUCUCCUUAACGAGUCUUCCAUGUAAGAUAAUGGAGCACGUCAUUUACUCACUCAUCACUGACCAUUUAGACGCCAACCAUUUUUUUCAUCCUGCACAGCAUGAAUUUCGUAAGGGCUUUUCUUGCGAAACCCAACUAGCUCUUUUUCUUCACGACCUUCAUGCGAAUCUUGACUGUAAUAAACAAACUGAUGCUAUUUUCCUCGACUAUGAAAAAGCUGUUGACAAAGUCCCUCACCGUCACUUAUUACAUAAACGUUCUUUCUUGAAUUUAGACAUGGAUGUAUUAAAAUGGCUAGAAACGUUCCUCACUAACCGCGAGCAAUUCGUUACUAUCAACGACCAGUCCUCCGUCAACCUCCCGGUAUCAUAAGGUGUCCCUCAGGGGUCUGUUCUUGGACCACUUCUAUCUUAAAUAUACAUCAAUGACUUACCCCUUCAUGUAACUUGCAAAAUUCGGAUGUUCGCUGAUGACUGCGUGCUUUAUCAUACCAUUAACAAUGACACUGAUGGAGAGAAUUUGCAACAAAAUCUCAACCAUGUACAAUCUUGGUGUGCCCGUUGGCUAAUGACUCUUAUUCCCAAAAAAUGUAAACAUGUGUCAUUUACUCGUAGUCGUACACCCUUCUUGCCUUCUUACACAAUAGCGAACAAUCAGAUUGAAACAGUAAAAUCAUUCAAGUACUUAGGCGUCUUAAUUUCCUGUGAUCUCAACUAGGGCACGCAUAUCAAGAGCAUAGUAUCAUCGGAGAACAAAACACUCGGCUUUAUGAGGCGCCACUUGCGUCAUGCGCUUCAGGAUGUCAGACUUGUGGCGUGCAAAUCACUUAUCAGGCCUAAAGUCGAAUAUGCAUAAUCAAUCUGGAGCCCAUAUCAAAAAUAUCUCGUUAACGCACUUGAGUGCUUCCAAAGUCGUGCAGUAAGAUACAUUCGUUUAUCCUACUCAUAUGACGUAAGCAUAUCAUCCUUAAAAAAGAAAUCUGAGUUGCAGUUGCUCUCGCACCGCCGUAAGAUAGCCAGCGUUGGUCUUUUUCAUAAGUUUUUCUGCAGUUCACUUAAUCAUGUGCCAUACGUCAUUCCACCAGCAAGAAUAUACAACGCUCACAUACAACUACCUUCUCUGCUUUUUUUUUUUUCUCGAACUGCAACUGAUUGGAAUGCCCUUCCCCACCAUGUUGUAUAUAGAGAUAAUCACUAUGUGUUCAUUGCUGAGGUUCCUUCAAUUUUUUCAAAUUAAUUACCUAUUCUUGUACAAAUUCAUAUUCUAACGUGUGCUUUCGAUUGUAUACAAUGUAUCUACCUUUUUUCAAAUGUUCCACUAGUUACUGAACUGAAUUGUCCAUUGCCGCUGUUUCUUCUCUUAGGCCAGAAUAAAUGUAUUUUUUUCUUCUAAUCGACAAUUCGUCACGAGUAUGUGUUUGUUUAUACAGGGUAUCUACCACUUUUCAAAUGCUUCGUUUCUUAUCACGUUGAAUUGUUCUUGCAAGGUGUACCUCACCCAUUAUGUAACACCCCUGAUAAAGGGGCCUUUAAGGAAAUAAACUGACCUGACCUGACCUGA